UAAAGUCAUUGAUCCCAUGGCAAGGUUUUGGAUGUUUUCACAGAGCUGAAUUUUUCGAAAUUAUUUCUGUUUAGUUUUGUGUUUAGUAGGUAUCAAGUACAGUAUCUAGAUACUGAAGGAGUAAGCAAUGUCCAGAUUAUAAAGAUUUCCAGCCAGUUCUCGCCUCAGGAUCCUUAUACAAAUUAUCUGAAGCUUGCUGUUAUUGUAUUAUUGACCUUCAAGUCUCAGCUCAGAUGUCAUCUCAGAGUCCUCUUCACCUCUAAGAUAACCCUACUAUCUUCCCUGUAACUCUGCAGUUACUCUAAGACAACAGUGCCAUUUCCUUCAUAACAGAAUCAGUGUCUGAAAUUUCCUUUACUGUUUGGGCUUGUUUCUCACACAGUCCACACCUCCCCCAAAGAAGUCUGCAAGCUCAAUAAAGAGCAGGACCUUGUCUUGCUCAGCAGUAUAUCCUCGAGCUUGCCUGGGUCACAGAAAGCACUCGAUAAAAUACAGAAUUACCAAACACGUUUGUACCCUUGGACUUGGCAAUGCCACUUGUGGGAAUUUGUCCUGAGGAAAUAAAAUGAAUAUAACUGAAAUGCCCAACAAUAGGAAAUUGGUUAUAAAUGUUCCUUUUUUUUUUUUUAAAGAUUGGCACCUGAGCUAACAAUUGUUGCCAACCUUUUUUUUCCCCUGCUUUUUCUUCCCCAAAUCCCCCAGUACAUAGUUGUAUAUUCUAGUUAUGAUAUGUGGGAUAUGUGGGAUAGUUGGGAUAUGUGGGAUGCUGCCUCAGCAUGGCCUGAUGAACAGUGCCAUGUCCUCACCCAGGAUCCGAACCGGUGAAAGCCUGGGAUGCUGAAGCGGAGCGCGCGAACUUAACCACUCAGCCACAGGCCCAGCCCCUAUAAAUGUUCUUAUAUCCAUAAAAUUGGAUCCAACAACAUGAUGUAGGUGAACAUUUAUUAUGCUGGCCAAAUGUUUACUGCGUAUAAUUGAACAAGAAUGGAAAAUGAUGAUACUGCAGUUCAGUAUGCAAUUGGUCGUUCAGAUACAGUUGCCCCUGGCACAGGAAUUGACCUGGAAUUUGAUGCAGAUGUCCAGACCAUGUCCCCAGAGGCUUCAGAGUAUGAAACAUGCUAUGUCACAUCCCAUAAAGGACCCUGCCGGGUAGCUACCUAUAGUAGAGAUGGACAGUUAAUAGCUACUGGAUCUGCUGAUGCUUCCAUAAAGAUACUUGACACAGAAAGAAUGUUGGCCAAAAGCGCCAUGCCCAUUGAGGUCAUGAUGAAUGAGACUGCACAACAGAAUAUGGAAAACCACCCAGUGAUUCGAACUCUUUAUGACCAUGUGGAUGAAGUCACGUGUCUUGCUUUCCAUCCAACAGAACAGAUCCUUGCCUCUGGUUCAAGGGAUUAUACUCUUAAAUUAUUUGAUUAUUCCAAACCAUCUGCAAAAAGAGCCUUCAAAUACAUCCAGGAAGCUGAAAUGUUACGCUCCAUUUCUUUUCAUCCUUCUGGAGACUUUAUACUUGUUGGGACUCAGCAUCCUACUCUUCGGCUUUAUGAUAUCAACACAUUUCAAUGUUUUGUCUCUUGUAAUCCUCAAGAUCAACACACCGAUGCUAUAUGUUCUGUCAAUUACAAUCCUAGUGCCAAUAUGUAUGUAACUGGUAGCAAGGACGGCUGCAUCAAAUUAUGGGACGGUGUUUCAAAUCGAUGCAUCACAACUUUUGAGAAAGCACAUGACGGUGCUGAAGUCUGUUCUGCCAUUUUUUCCAAAAAUUCUAAAUACAUUCUCUCAAGUGGAAAAGACUCUGUAGCUAAACUUUGGGAAAUUUCAACAGGACGCACGCUGGUCCGGUACACAGGCGCUGGCUUGAGCGGGCGGCAGGUGCACCGGACGCAGGCUGUCUUCAACCACACGGAGGACUACGUGCUGCUGCCUGAUGAGAGGACCAUCAGUCUCUGCUGCUGGGACUCGCGGACCGCCGAGCGCCGCAACCUGCUCUCCCUGGGCCACAACAACAUUGUGCGCUGCAUCGUGCACUCGCCCACGAACCCCGGCUUCAUGACAUGCAGCGACGACUUCAGGGCACGGUUUUGGUACCGGAGAUCAACCACGGACUAGAGCCACCUGGACUGAAUAGGGUUCUUUUCUCGAGGGCCCGUUCCUCCUCCCCCGUGCCCCUCACCAGCUCCAGUAGUAAGUCAUUGUGCCAGCUUUGGCGGCGUGCUGCCACCUCUACACCCUUCUCGGAUUUGUACAAAAGAAUCUUUUUUUACCUUGAUGUAGAAUCAUGGUGGAAAAAGUGGAAACGCAGAUCUGUGUGGUUGUUCUGCAUUCACUGAUUAUUACAGUGUGAUUUUCAUCGGUUUUGUAAAUACGGGACUUGCCGUUUCUCUUGACUCUGGAUCAUUUGGAGAAGGAUAGAGUAUUAAAGUGCUUUUCUAGAUCUCGUGUGGGUCUGUCACGAGGAAUUCUCAUCUGGUUAUUCUGUCAACUUCUGUGUCUAUUCUGCGUCUUUGGUUUUUUCCUUUCAGAAUACACUUUAGCAGAUAAGUAGUCGUGCAGCUCUGAGAAUCAAGAGUUUGUGCCAUAUUAAAACCAUUUGAGAGAAUUUAUCGGUUCUCUCCUAAAGGGACAUCAUUCUGAUAAUAAAGCUCAGAUCUGCAACUUUAGUGUCACAUAUUUUUCACUUCAAUAAAAUUAAUGGCCGGUUUUUCCUGA
Molecule: messenger RNA, 2709 nt
Organism: Equus quagga
Lineage: Eukaryota; Metazoa; Chordata; Mammalia; Perissodactyla; Equidae
Gene: CSTF1
Product: cleavage stimulation factor subunit 1
Exons: 5
Coding region: 985-2109 (374 amino acids)
Biological process (GO): mRNA 3'-end processing
Cellular component (GO): mRNA cleavage stimulating factor complex
Molecular function (GO): RNA binding; protein binding
Source: RefSeq, a predicted model, not a curated record